Linnemannia hyalina is the source of this 1692-nucleotide messenger RNA. NCBI's taxonomy places the organism in Eukaryota, Fungi, Mortierellomycota, Mortierellomycetes, Mortierellales, Mortierellaceae. The record is from the annotation of a GenBank genome assembly.
AUGGCACCAUUGAGGAGCACACUUUACGGUGUGCUGCUGGUCCUCGCUCUUUUGUUGAACCUCUCCUACACAGAAGCCUUCAAGACCAACAUCGACAGCGUGGGUGUCAAGGAUCAAUGCGGUGGCAUGUACGCGACGACGCCAGGAAAGAAUGACAGUGUAAUUAAAGUCGUCAUGGGCCGAGAGUCAGUCGGACAUGCAGUUGUUGUUGUCUUUGAGUGGAACGACCUCAAGUACAUUGGAAAGGCAGACGCCAACGGUGAAAAAGUGUAUGUCUGCGACACUCAGGCCCAGACAGAUGGACUUUGCACUGAGGCACAGUUGGGCCAGCCUAUCAUCGACACUACGGAAUCGACUAGUAUUGGCUGGCAUCCACUUGACUUUACAGCCGAAGAAACCAAAGGCGUCCAGUUCUAUGAGUACGUAGCUGAGCGGACAGGAUAUUACUGCGUGAUUGUCUGGACGGUCAAUGUCAACGAUCUGGAUUCUUACUAUACUGGAGUCCUCGAAUUCAACAACAAAUACGGAACGCUGGCUGGAUCCGACUUUCCCAAGCUGCCCUUCUACGGCGCGUUGUCGUUGGUCUACAUGACCAUCGGUAUUUGCUGGAUGGUCCUUUGCGCUAAGCACUGGCGUGAGAUUUUGACUGUUCAGCAUUUCAUAUCAGGAGUCAUCUUUUUCUUGAUGGUCGAGAUGGCAUUCAACUGGGGUUACUGGGACGACUACAACAAGGCUGGCGAAUCCUCGGUCGCAUUGUUGGUCCUUGUUUCCAUCCUGAACUCUGGACGCAACAGUUUGUCGCUCUUCAUGUUGCUGAUCGUCUCCAUGGGCUACGGUGUUGUAAAGCCUACACUUGGAAGCACCAUGAAAAAGGUCAUUAUUUUGAGUUUGGCCCAUUUCCUCUUUGGAAUCAUCUACUCUGCAGGAACCAUGUCCCCCGUUGACGACGUGAGCACGAUGAUCGUGCUCAUGGUCGUUGUACCUCUAUCCCUGACCAUGACCAGCUUUUACAUCUGGACCCUUCAAUCGUUGACCUCUACGAUCGCCACUCUCAACUUGCGCCGUCAGACUGAGAAGGUCAAGAUGUACACGCGUCUCUGGCGCCUGUUGGUCUUUUCACUUUCGGUCCUUUGCGUCUUCUUUGUCUUUAACACCCUCAACUUUAUGAACAUGAGCCAGGACGACUGGCCUGCUAACCACUGGCGCAUCAAGUGGUUCCUCUUGGAUGGCUGGUUGAACAUUCUGUACCUGAUUGUUUUCACCGUCAUUGUCAUCUUGUGGAGACCCACUGAGAACAACAAGCGCUACGGAAUCGAGCAAUUGGAGACUGAGGACUUUGACGAGACUGACGAGCACGCAGACCACAACAAUGCUCGCGCAGCGGAAUCCAUGGGAUUGACUGGCAUGAAGCUCCGUCCCCAGCGUCGCGACUAUGAACUGGAUGGCGACGAGGCAGCCAUGUUUGAUAUUGGCGAGGAGGAGGACGACGAGGAAGAAGAGGACGAUCGGGAUGAUGAUGACAUUGAGGGUGGACACCGUCCUGGUGUUCAGCGUUUGAACUCUAGCAGCGGAGCAGGAGGUUCCUCUUCUCGUGGCCCAUCACCUGCUUACAGAGCUUCACCUGUCAUUGGUUCUGCGGCUGAGGAAGCUGAGAGAGAACGAGUCCGUUUGGAAGUGUCCAAGAUGAAUUAA